Schistocerca cancellata (South American locust) is the source of this 1667-nucleotide messenger RNA. Its product is annotated as retinol-binding protein pinta-like. The record is from RefSeq and is a predicted model, not a curated record. Gene Ontology annotation, cellular component: membrane. Lineage: Eukaryota; Metazoa; Arthropoda; Insecta; Orthoptera; Acrididae. The coding region runs from base 141 to 1070 and encodes 309 amino acids. The transcript is spliced from 7 exons. Gene Ontology annotation, molecular function: phosphatidylinositol bisphosphate binding.
UCUAGCUGCCCGCCUGUCAGCAUUCGCGUGCUGCGAGCCCGGACCACGCGACUGUGCGGCUUCCUUAAGGCGACUUCGCUGCCCUCAGCUGCAUUCGUGAGUUUUUCGUGUAUUUUUCGGAAAUCGAAUACCAGCCAGCAAUGAGCGAUCGCUACAGCUUCAUCCCUGCGACGCGGGAGCAGGUGGAGACCAUCAGGAAGAGUCUGGGGACAGACGAAGAGGACAUCAAGAGGACCGUAGCGUCUGUGCGAGACUGGCUCAGGAAGCAGCCGCAUCUGCCCGACGAGAUAGAAGACGAUCGCAUCGAGCGGAUGUACAUAAACUGCAAGUGCAAUGUAGAGAGGGUUAAGAAAGGACUGGACGCCUACUUCUCGCAUAAGACCAGGCAUCCAGAGAUAAUGAUGAACCGUGACCCUAGGGGACCCGACGUUGUGACCACCAUUGAGCACGUCAAGGUGGUGACAAUGCCUCGCCUCACCGACCACCUCUACCGGGUGCACAUCUUCGGAGACACCGACCCGGACCCCGUGUGGGUCUCGUGGCCAAAUUACGGGAAAGUUGUCUCCAUAAACCUCGACAUGAUGUUAUUUAAUGACUACUCACUCGGAGACAUCGUCAUCGUGGAUCUGAAAAACCUGACUGCAGGACACGCCCUCCGGACCGAUAUCAAUAUCAUACGCGCUAUUGAAUUUGGCUACAAGACUGCCUAUUGCCGGAGUUUGAAAGCACUGCAUUUGAUAAAUGCUGACAAAGUAAUUGAUUUUACAAUGAAAAUUUUGAGAUCAGCUCUCUCCAAAAAGUUGCAGAAGAGGACACACAUCCAUCUGCCAGGAUCAAAGACGCUGUUUGACCACGUGGCAAAGGAAUAUCUGCCGGAUGAACUUGGAGGCACUGCCGGUCCUAUCGACAAACUUGCCUAUGAAUUCAUCAGGAGGGCGGAGGAGAAGAGAGAGUGGUUGCUGGAGCAGGACCGCUACACCUCGGACGAGAGCAAGAGGCCCCCAGACAACCACUAUGCCGACGACAUGUACGGUGUGGCGGGAUCCUUCAAAAAGCUCUCAGUAGACUGACGCCGUCACAGUUCAAUGCGUAGAUUCUGUCACCUGUGGACAGAAAACUGUGGUACACAGGGUGAACCUGGAAUCCACCAACGAAAUUUCAGAAUCUGUUAUGUGAUAAUUUCUGAGUGUUUUGGCAUAACAGCCCCAUGGCCUUCGAUGGUUCGUUAGAGAGUAACAUCAUUUCUUUUCAUGUUUUCUUAUUGAGGUCUGCAGUCGCAAACUGGUUUGGUACAGAGCCAAAUGAUAGUCUAUCCUCUGCAGAAACUUCUUCACCUCUCCAUAUGUACAGCACCGGACGUCCAUCUGUGGAUAUCUUAGUUCAACCGAUCCCUUCUUUUAGUCGAAUUGUGCCCUUUCAUCAAUUAUUCGACCUACCCACCUAAUGUAUGGCAAUCUUUUUAGCACUACAUUUCAAACAGUUCUAUUCUCUUAUUAAUUGAACAUUUAAUCGUCCACGUUUCGCUUCAGUUCAAUGCUACACUCCAGACAAAUACCUUCAGAAAAAAGCCUAAAAUAUUUAUGAUUAUCCUUAACAAAUUUCUGUUUUUCACAAAUGGUUAUUUUUUCAGCUGCCAGUUCGCAUUUUAUGAUCUCCCUACUUCGGCC